Acanthochromis polyacanthus (spiny chromis) is the source of this 4491-nucleotide messenger RNA. Its product is annotated as GATA zinc finger domain-containing protein 14-like. Lineage: Eukaryota; Metazoa; Chordata; Actinopteri; Pomacentridae. Bases 2427 to 3584 code for a protein of 385 amino acids. The record is from RefSeq and is a predicted model, not a curated record. The transcript has 2 exons.
UUACAAAACUGUGGUGAGACCAGCCAUGUUGUUUGGUCUGGAGACAGUGUCCCUGAGGAAAAGACAGGAGGCAGAGCUGGAGGUAGCAGAAGUGAAGAUGCUGAGGUUCUCUUUGGGAGUGACCAGGAUGGAUAGGAUCAGGAAUGAGUACAUCAGAGGGACAGCACAUGUUAGAGGCUUUGGAGAUAAAGUCAGAGAGGCCAGACUGAGAUGGUUCAGACAUGUCCAGAGGAGAGAGAGUGAAUAUAUUGGUAGAAGGAUGCUGAGUUUCCCACUGCCAGGCAGGAGGCCUAGAGGAAGACCAAAGAGGAGGUUUAUGGAUGUGGUUAAAGAGGACAUGAAGGUAGUUGGUGUGAGAGAAGAGGAUGCAGCAGACAGGGUUAGAUGGAGGCAAUUGAUUCACUGUGGAGACCCCUGAAGGGAAAAGCUGAAAAGAAGAAGAAGAAGCAUGUGUAGUGGUUGUGUCCUCUCUCUUGCAUUGUGUAGAUAAUCAGACUGGGAGCAUCCUCCCUAUUGGCUUCAAAUCCGCCGUUUAUUUGCAGGAGCUGGUAAAACACUGAUAUUACUCUGACAGUCGUGCACGUGGUAACCUCCAGAUAAUGCUAGAAACACAAAACAAUUUAUUCAGCACGGAGGUUAAACUUAAUUAGCAUUUUGCUAGCGGAGCUUAAACUGGUCAUCUUACCACGGCAACCGGACACAGCAGACUGAGACCGUAAUGUGGGGAACACACCCCAAGUCUGCAGGGCACAGAUAUGAAGAGUAGAUACGGCAGACUCUUUGGAUGUUGACCCAGAGCCAGCUGCGAGCAUGCCGGUUGUGUGAGAAACCGUAAUGCACCUAACUCGGUAAACUGACAUUUGCCUUACCUCGAAAGGGCUUUAAUAAGCUGCAAAGACUUUACUGAGAAGGACUGAAAGACCAAAAGAAACUUUUAAAGAGGUUUAAAACCAAGAAAUGGAGCCGCUGUGCUGAUUGGGCUAAACGAACGCACCUGUGUGGGUGAUCCUGAACGCCGCACUUUGGCGACACAAGCCUCAUUUGGACUUUAUUUUCUGUUUUUGGAUAAUUAUGAGUAAUAUUCAGGAUAUACACUCUUAUGCGAGAAAAGUUAUGGACGAACAAUUGGAAAAAAUGGACGAGGAGCUCAAGAAAACUUUAACUACAGAUGCUUCAGGCACUGCCAUCCAACCUAACAGGCCAUCUAAAGAAUGAAAAACUUUAGCCAGCGUGGAGGACGAUGACGGGCACGUCACCAACGCCCUCAUUUCUGCUGCAAUUGAACGAAUUGAACGGCUGCAGAUGGAAACGCUUGAAGGCCCUCAUUCGGUGGAAAACGUAAGAUCACAUUAAGUAUAGAAACUAUGACACACAUGUAAACACAAUGCUGUAUACACUAAAGCUUUUCUUGGUUCUUUACUAAAAUACUGAAUAGAUAUUACUAACUACACAGAGCAACAUUUUGGUUUAGCCCUGUGGCUUAACACUGAGAGGGUGCAGCUUUAUCUUUUAUCUCGACCUAAGAGAGGAUCCAGAUUCUGUUUGUUUGUUCUGUUUGUGUUUUUAAGUCCUUAGUCCAGUCAUGUCUAUUUCUGUUUUGUCCAUAAAUUCGAGGAGGAUUAGAAAUGAUUUAAAAAGGAAAGUGGUGUUUUUGUUUUGUCAGGGAAACCAGCAGAUUUUUACUUCAUCCAAGAAACGCAUGCCGAAAAGCCAGACAGUUUAUUCUGGAAAAAUCAAUGGAGGAAAGACAUCUGGUUUUCAUUUGGUACAAACAAGUCAGCAGGGGGCGCUGUCCUAAAAGGAAACUUGAAAGGCCAAAUUAUUAAACAGCUUUCAGAUGAUAAGGGACGGUGGAUUAUGUUGUUACUAAACACAGAUCACUCACAAUUUAUUUUGGUAAACAUCUAUGCAACCAGUAAUAAAAAAGAAAAUGUUCACUUAUUUCUGGCUACAGAAGAUGCAAUCAAUGGACGGUUGUCAACAUUUCCUUUAGCUAAGAUUAUCUGGGGUGGGGAUUUUAAUACAGUUAUGAAAGAUGGAACUGAUAGACUCCCGAUCAAAAAUAAAGGAGCAAUGAAUGAGUUAGAUAACUUCUGUAACAGGUUAAAGUUAACUGACAUCUGGAGGCAUAAACAUCCAGAUGAUAAAAGGUAUACAUGGAGUAAUAAAGAUAAAUCCUUACAGCCUCGUACUGACUUCUGGCUGCUCUCAGCCGGCAUAACUGAUAAUGUAGAGAGAACAGAGAUUAAACCCACUAUUUUCACAGACCAUAAAGCAAUUUCAAUUAGGAUAAACCUGUCUAAAAGACCACAAAUUAACACAGACUACUGGAAAUUAAACAAAACACUAAUUCAAACUAUGACUUUCAAAACCAAAUAAAAAGCUCAUUGAGAAGAACUGGAGACAAGCAAUGAUUACCAGCCUGUAUGGAAAUAAAAAUAAAAUACGAAACAAGAAGAUUUUCUUUAGCAUUGGACAUAAAAAUGUCUAAAACAACAAGAGAAAAAGAACUCCAUGUUGUUACAAAGAUGAUGAACUUAACUGAAAAAGAAAACCCGUCUGAGGAUGAAGCCAGAGAACUUGUUUCACUUCAAUCUGCAUUGGGUUUAAUUUAUGAAGAAACAACCAACAUAUACAGAAACAACACAACAUGUACAGAAACAACACAUACAGCACAGAAACAACACAACAUGUACAGAAACAACACAACAUGUACAGCACAGAAACAACACAACAUGUACAGCACAGAAACAACACAACAUGUACAGAAACAACCAACAUAUACAGAAACAACACAACACAUACAGAAACAACACAACAUAUACAGAAACAACACAACACAUACAGCACAGAAACAACACAACAUGUACAGAAACAACACAACAUGUACAGAAACAACACAACAUGUACAGAAACAACAUAUACAGCACAGAAACAACACAACAUGUACAGAAACAACACAACAUGUACAGCACAGAAACAACACAACAUGUACAGCACAGAAACAACACAACAUGUACAGAAACAACCAACAUAUACAGAAACAACACAACACAUACAGAAACAACACAACAUAUACAGAAACAACACAACACAUACAGCACAGAAACAACACAACAUAUACAGAAACAACACAACACAUACAGAAACAACACAACACAUACAGCACAGAAACAACACAACACAUACAGAAACAACACAACAAAGACAGAAACAACACAACACAUACAGAAACAACACAACACAUACAGCACAGAAACAACACAACACAUACAGAAACAACACAACAUAUACAGCACAGAAACAACACAACACAUACAGAAACAACACAACACAUACAGCACAGAAACAACACAACACAUACAGCACAGAAACAACACAACACAUACAGCACAGAAACAACACAACACAUACAGCACAGAAAUGUCUCCAACAUCCACAUGGACCUUAACCUUCCUGUUGUAAAGGUCAGCUUGCUUCUGCUGCUGUUUUGUGGCAGAGAUCUGAGCAACUUUCAGAGCCUGGGCCAAACCGCGCCUAAGGCACUGCACAUAGGCGUCAUAGUCCACCAUGCGGUCAUCUAGAAGAACUGACCCAAACAUCAAGUCAACAGACAGCCUAGGAGUUUAAAGAAUUUUAAAAUCAAUAUGGAGGUGCAUGGGGAGCCAGUAGAGGGAUUGGAGGAUGGGAGUUACACGAUUGAAUUUUUGUGAUCCGUUAAAAGGUGAGCAGCAGCGUUCUGAACUAGCUGCAGUCUCGACAGUGAGAUUUUGCUGAGUCCUGAGUAAAGUGCACUAGGUAAAGCACCUACUCCAGUACAGCGUCCGUCUCUGGCCUUGAUGCCCCGCCUCAUCAUGUACCCCCUUCAGAACGCUCUCUUUCAGUGCAAAGGGCACAACAUACCGGUACAUCUUUCUCCCUGUAACGGCGUCCUUUGUAGCACACCUGAUCUGACUGUGAGCUUUUCCCAAUGCCUUACGAUGUGCAAAGCAUCAGCUGGUUCAUGUGUACGUUCACGUCUAGACGGGCGCCUCCGACGCUCCACAAACUGAAGCACAUGGCUCAAACACGGAUCAACACGCUGCAUUGCCAUCAAUUUAUCCCUCGGCAGGGGACGAACCUCAGACAGCUCAGAAGGUUGGAUGGGUUUAACAAGCUGAGACAGGAGGAAGACUUGGGGUAGCAGGUGCUCUUGGUCCAAAGACCGAACCACAACUGCAGACACCAUCUGCUGCAAGAUGCACGAAUCCACAGCCUGUGACCCAACAUUUUUGGACGCCACAGUUGCUUGAUGAUGCGUCUGUAGCAUUGCUUGAGGAUCACAGGAAUGGUGAAAAACAUCCUGCACACAGAGUCCAGAGCGUUCGCUGCCUCCAUGAGCGCACCAUAAGGGACAUUUGUGAGAUGAUGGAGCAUGCUUGGAUGCGCAAAAGGCUCAUGACUGAGAGCAUCCGCGACUACAUCCUUAGGGUCUGGAAUGUACUUGAUGUC